CCUUCAUUAUUCUGAAGGUAUGGGGAAUAAUAUUCCAUUUUCCUACUCACCGGAACAAUUUUAAAUGCUACUGCGAUAGCAAAAGUUGCCUAUGGGAAGAUGGUUAAGCGAUUAAAGGGAAAGAGACGAUAUCAAAAUAAAGUACUGCGGAGGAAUUUUUUUCAUGCUGUGAGACGUCGGAGUGAGAAGAGUGGAGGCGAUUGAGAGGGGCUCAGGGAAUUGUCCUCUGUGCAAGGGACUUUCUUUAGGCCCCAGGCCCCUGCCCACCCCUAUCGUCAGCAGAUUCUAGGCUUGAAUCAUUUUGUUUUAGAGCAAGAAAGGAAUCCUAUCUACCUCCUUGAUAACGAAAGUGGAUUCCAAACAUAGAGAUGGAAACCUUGAUGACGAGCUCUACCCUGCCACCCCUUUUUGCAGAGGAAGAUGGCUCCAAGGAGAGUAAUGAUCUGGCCACAACUGGGUUAACCCACCCAGAGGUUCCAUAUAGUAGUGGAGCCACAUCAUCCACCAACAAUCCAGAAUUUGUGGAGGAUCUCUCCCAAGGUCAGUUGCUUCAGAAUGAGGCUUCAAAUACAGCAGAAGGCACUGAACAGAGGCAUGAAGAUGAGCAAAGAAGUAAACGAGGAGGUUGGUCCAAAGGAAGAAAGAGGAAGAAACCUCUUCGAGACAGCAACGCACCCAAAUCCCCCCUUACAGGAUAUGUUCGAUUCAUGAAUGAGCGUCGAGAACAGCUUCGAGCAAAAAGACCAGAAGUCCCAUUUCCAGAAAUCACAAGGAUGUUAGGCAAUGAAUGGAGUAAACUGCCCCCUGAGGAAAAACAGCGCUACCUUGAUGAAGCAGACAGAGAUAAGGAGCGUUACAUGAAGGAACUGGAGCAGUAUCAGAAGACUGAGGCCUACAAGGUCUUCAGUAGGAAAACCCAGGACCGUCAGAAAGGCAAAUCUCAUAGGCAAGAUGCAGCCCGACAGGCCACUCAUGAUCAUGAGAAAGAAACAGAAGUAAAGGAACGGUCUGUUUUUGACAUUCCUAUAUUUACAGAGGAAUUCCUGAACCACAGCAAAGCCCGGGAGGCAGAGCUCCGCCAGCUUCGCAAAUCCAACAUGGAGUUUGAGGAGAGGAAUGCAGCCCUGCAAAAGCACGUGGAGAGCAUGCGCACAGCAGUGGAGAAGCUGGAGGUGGAUGUGAUCCAGGAGCGGAGCCGCAACACGGUCUUACAGCAGCACCUGGAGACCCUGCGGCAGGUGUUGACCAGCAGCUUUGCCAGCAUGCCCUUGCCUGGAAGUGGAGAGACACCUACAGUGGACACCAUUGACUCAUAUAUGAACAGACUGCACAGUAUUAUUUUAGCUAAUCCCCAAGACAAUGAAAACUUCAUAGCUACAGUUCGAGAAGUUGUGAACAGGCUUGAUCGUUAGGGAAUGGUCUUAGAGCUCCGUGGUGUUCUGUGAGUGGUUUUACUUGUGAGGAAUGAGAAGCCAUCCAUGGAAAUUUGAACUGAGCGGAGGCAGAGAGGGGGCACAGAUUGCUCUGCUUGGGGAAGAACUGUCAGUUAGGAGCUAAAUGCCUUCACCCCGGGAAGCCAUGUGAGGGCGCAGCCAGAGGAACAUGGAUGCACUCUUCCUGUGGAACCGGCCUUGUGCAGCUUUGAAAGCGUACAGCCGCUCUCCCAAGUCUUCGGUUUCCUGUCAUCUGCAUUUCUGAUCAAGUGGGUCUGCGGAUAUUCUGCUGACCGGGCAACCCUGACACUGACAUCUUCUGCAGCAGAAAGGAAACCUUCUCAUUGUUCCCCUUCAGAUGGGACCCUUUUAUCUGUGGCUCCAGUUUUCUUACCUAGCUGUCACUUUUUUUUUGUAAUGCCUUUGGGGGUUAUUUUUUAUUUCCUUCACCCCCACCAAGUUAUACAUCUCCAUUUUCUGACCUCUGGGCUUUGUUGCUCAGCUGGCUCUGAAGGAGAGUUUCUCUCAUUGGACAGGCCCAGGCUUCUCCCAUCAUUGUCCUGCUGUGACUCCACAGAAAGGAGCUUCUUGUUGACAGUGUCCUGUGGAGCAGGCUGUGUUUCUUACCCCACAUGGCGCUCAGUGGGUGCCAGCCCUCAUCGAGGCUUUGUGAUUGCUGCCCUGAAGGAGAAUGCUCUUUCCUUCCUCCUUGGUACUGCCUGCUGUUUUCUAAGCAUUGCUCCUGCACAUACACGGUGUCCCAGCCCCAGCAAGGCUCUUCUGUUCCCAUCUGUUGGCAGUGUCUUGUGGAGCAUUUUCGCUGAGGAAAAGGUCACUGGUAAACAGGAGAGAAUGGGGAAAGUCGUUUCUGAUUUGGGAUUGGAGAAAAGGGGAAAAAAAACAAAACAAAACCCAAAGUCUAUCAUGAGGGAAAACUGAGGGAAUCCCUGUCUGCUUUAGGUGUACUGAUGCUCCGGUGGGGAUAGGUGGAAAUGUUCAAAAUAGUCUCUUGAGCUGACAAACAAGGGCACAGAGGAAUUUGUCUUUCCUCUGUAGCCACAACUGCAAAAUCUAUGUCAAAAGGACAGGCUUCCCUUCCUUUUCCCCUCUCAGUAAGUGAUUUUUUUAACACCACAAGGGGAGAGAGGUUUCUGAUUCUCACCUCAGGGUUUGGUUUUGUUUUGUUUUGUUUUGUUUUGAUGCUCUAGAGCACAAGGCUGACAGUUGCAGCUGAGAUCUUUGGAACCAAAGUGGGGCAUGCUGAGCCCAUUGUCUAGGCACCGUGCCACUGAAGCAGGUGGAAAUGUGUCCCCCUCACAAUCUGCUCAUAAGCCAGGGUGCAAGCCAGAAACCCCCUGUCGAGUUGCUGCCCCAUCCUGUCUUCUCAGCAUCUCCUUACCUGAUUUCUUUAUUAGCCCAAAGGAAAGAAAAUAACAACAAAAGCAACCUUUUUGCAAAAUGUUACGUGAGCACACAUCAAAUUUCCGUGCACUGAAGCCUACAUACAACCACUUGACAACUUCCUAGAAUAAGAGCCCAUCGUUCCUUGUUGCUAUAAACCUAGCUUGCUUUUCUGUAUUUUCCUGUUUUUCUGCCCUCGCCUGCUGUUCCUGUCACUUCUCUCAGACUCCUUGCCUGCUCAGUCCAAGCUAGAACACCGUGUGUGUGGCAGAAGGACAGCCAAGCCAGUUCUGGAAGUUUGCGCUUGCCUUCUGCCAGACACUUUGUCUCCUUUCUUCUUUCCUCCUGAUACUUGUCUCUUUCUCCUUUGUGUCAGUUUUGUGCACCUUUGUUAGCAGUGCUGUUGACCGGAAAGACUGCACCUUGGUCCAAAGAUUGGUUCAAAGAUCAUCAUUCUCCCGACUGUAGAUAGGACAUCUGACAUUGAUUUGAAACCUUUGCAUAUUCAGGAAUGUCCCAGAUCUUGGGAGAGAACUACAGUCUAAAACCAUUGUCACAAAAUACACAACCUGCUUUUGAAAUCCCGGCUGUCUCGGUAUCUACACACCUGACUCUGGUGGCUGGGAUUCAGCUGCCACAAAACUGUCAGACUCUGUAAAGCAGGUCUGUGUUACCCCCCCCCCCCAGGAGGGGGUGAAUGAGGUUACAGACUAACGCGGUACCUAAUUCAUGUUUCCCAAUAAACCAGUAGCUAUUCCUGCACACUUACAUGUUCUUCUCAAGAAAUUAGUUGUGGCCUAUUCAGUGUUACACAUUUCUUUUUUUUCUUUAAUUAAAACCCAAGGAGCAGCUGAGGAAAGUUAAGACAAAGUGUUUUAUUUCUGACAACAUUAAAUUUAAAAAAAAAAAAAAUUUGUGUACAUGUGUUUGGAACUGUUAAAAUGCCAAGUUUUCUGUACAAGUGUUUUUGUAAUUAAACUUUUAGAUUUUCUUUGUUUUUGAAGAAGUUGAUAUGCUUGCUUGACACUUGCCUCAUUAAAACUUUUCUACGUGGAAUCCAUCACCUCA
Lynx canadensis (Canada lynx) is the source of this 3902-nucleotide messenger RNA. It is a transcript of the gene HMG20A, whose product is annotated as high mobility group 20A. The record is from RefSeq and is a predicted model, not a curated record. Gene Ontology annotation, cellular component: nucleus. Gene Ontology annotation, biological process: regulation of gene expression. Bases 369 to 1412 code for a protein of 347 amino acids. The transcript is spliced from 11 exons. NCBI's taxonomy places the organism in Eukaryota, Metazoa, Chordata, Mammalia, Carnivora, Felidae.